AUGGAUGAUGGAGGAGAGUUGGAAGGUAAGAGGGCUACUUUACAGAGUGCUAAUUAUGGCAAAAUGAUGGAGGCUUUUGUGGAGAGGAGUUUUUUGACUGAGGUUGGGGUUGAAGAUUUGGAGAGGGAAAUUGAAGAGAUUAGGACUCGGAAAGAAAUCAUCAAUGAAGGAACCGAUGAUCAGACCAAGAAGAGAUUAAAGAGUGAAAAGAAGAUAAUCAACGAAGACAAUCCCAAGACAAACCAAUUAGAAAAACCAAGAAAAAAGCUUACCGUUCCCGUUCUCCUUCAGGCAAUUAUUCUCUUAACAGCUAAUUUGCUUGAAAAAGUAGCCCAGUUUGUGCAAGAUAGGGGAGAACCAGUCAAUAUUGAACUUUUAACUUGGGAACAAAGGAAAAAAAUUUUAGGGAUUAUUUCAACUAUUUAUUGCCGUGCUUAUGGAAUUGCUAAGUUAAGAAACAAAAUUAGUGAAAGAUUUUUAGAGUUAUGUAUCCCGGAAACUUGGGGGAUCCGAGGAGGAAUUAAUAAUUUACAGAAGACUUCAAGGGAAGAUUAUGUGAAGAAGGAGAGUGGAGUAAUUAAGUUGACUUAUUUAGUGGGAGGAGAGAGGAAAGUUUUAACUUUAACUAAAAGGAUUGGGAUUGAGGAACGAGAAAUAAAAGAAGUAGGGAGAGUUAAGGAGAUAAUUACCGGGAAGGAUGUUGAGACUGGGAAGGCUUUUGUGGAAGAUUGA
Molecule: messenger RNA, 732 nt
Organism: Paraglomus occultum
Lineage: Eukaryota; Fungi; Glomeromycota; Glomeromycetes; Paraglomerales; Paraglomeraceae
Source: the annotation of a GenBank genome assembly